AUGUUAAGUUUCUCCUGAGUAAAUCUGUCAGUGUUUGAGGUUUUGGUGUAGCUAUUAUUCAGAGCUCUGUGGGUGAUCUGCAGGUUCCUGUGUGGUAAUGUUGGCAUGCAUAGAAACAAGAAGAGAGACUGGCUCACCCAUACGCUUUCUGCUUGUCUUGCCUCGCCUCGCGUGAACUCGACAUCAAACGAUGCUGUCAGUAUGAUUACAAAGUGUGAAAACUUUUGAUCUGCAUGAGCAGAGCAUGAGCUUCUGAGUCUGGGGUAAAAGCUCGUUAUUACUAGCUACAAGAGGAGUAUAAACCUGUGGAGAAGAAUCUGUUCGUAGAGAAGUGCACUACGGUACUAUUCAGACGGGAUUAGUUUUCUGGAGAUCCGUCAGUGUCCAGAAGAGAAUGACAUAACCUGUCAGAAUGCAAAUCUGUCAGAAUCCAUCUGUCAUGGAGAACAAUCUACCUAAUCCACCCCAGACUGUCUUGAGCAGGCAAUUUUGCCCCACACCGCAGAUGGCAUAUGGUCAACAGCAAAAAAGCUUUGAUCAACAAUCUUCCAGAAGCGAUCCUCAUGCUUUCUUCCAGCCUACAUCACGUUCAGCUGAUUUGCAGCCAAACUGGACACCACAGAUGUGGAGCAGUGGACCACAGAAUCAGUUGCCUUACAUAUCUCCAGCUUCUGGCAGAAAUCAUCUAUCAAAUAUCGUACACCAUGCAGCGUUCAAAGCAGGACAAGUAGAAACCCUGACUGUAAACCUCAGCUGUGAUCCAAAGGUCAUAAAUACCGCUAAUCAGAGGAAUUAUAAGGAUCUGCACUCCAUGCAAAAUGUCAGUUGUACUAGCAAUGCAUUUGUAAAUAGUUCUUGUACGUAUGGUUCAGUUCCACCCGGGAAACACCCUAUAAAUAGAUGGAGUACAUGCUACCAUGGAGUGCAUGCUACACACCAGCCUGCAGCCCAGUCACAGAAGGCAUUUUUAACUGCUCAGAUUAAUCAUGCAGAACUGACAACAAACAUGAAUCAAGGUCAAAUGAGAAUAGUAAGCGAAACACCCAACUCUGUUGUACACGUUCCUGCUGUAUCAAGUCUACCAGUGAACUCAUUGCUGCCUUCACAGUUUGUGAUUUCCAGCAGUCACAGCCAGGUUCAAAAUCCAUUAUGCCAACCUACACCAUGCAGAAAAUAUGAUGGUUAUGGUUACAUUGAUUUACAGCAUAGUUCAAGCAACAUUCCACACCUGCCAAAAAGGGCCAGGUUGAAUUCCGCCACAGUGAGUGGGCUAACUGCAAACUCCCAGGACAUAUCCACUUUUAGCACUUCCACCAGUCACACAUCAUCUCCCAGGUCAGGUUCAGGAUCUGAUAACUACUCCCAUGGGCAUUUAAUACAUCAAUUGCUGCGAAAUCACAACAACCAGAUAAGUGGUCUGAAUUCCUCCAGUUUUGGGUCCCAGUUUGCUAAGAGCAAAAGUGGAUCCCAGCAAUCUACACAUGAUAGUACAGCUAAUUGCAUCACCACUGGAUUAAACUACAGUCAAGACAAGGCAAGGCAAGGCAAGACAUACAAGGAACCUGUUAAAGAAACAGGCAUUUCAAGGGGGAAUGCAAUUGGAGCUGUUGGUCAUCUGGCAGAACCACAAAGGUCAAGGCAGAAUCAGAGCACUAAUUGGAAAAAGAGAAAUGAAGAGUCCUGCAUAUACCCAGUUGUGUGCCAAAAUCUGGUAAAAUCACAGCUCAGAAUAGUUCAUCAAGUCAACAAGGCAGUAGCUGUUGUUCCACCAAUUUCUCAGCAAGUCUUUAGUCAUGGACCACAGAAUGAUGUUACUACAAGCACUCAUUUCAGCCUCCUCUUGAAAACCAACAUUGCCAAGAGUCCUUUUGAGAAGCAUGAGAAGGAGACAAAUGUACAAAAUAUGACCUUUAAUGUCAUUGAGGGUCUGUCUCAGGUACCUUCAUUACCAAGUUCUUCACCAAGACUGGGAUCAGCAGUUGAUAUCUCUAUAAUGCCUACAACAGAAAAAAAUCCAACAUCAGGCUCUCAAAGCUGUGAGAAUUCUCAGUGUGAAAAUGACCCUGUAUCUGCAACCGAAAACUCUAACAAAUGUCAAGGUGCUGCCCACAUUAUUGAUUCAACAUCAAAAGUUUCAGUAGAACAAAGUAAUGUCAAGGAACUUGAAUCUUCUUCAGAAGAAACCACAUUUGAUUUGUCCACAGUUCCUGUAGUUGAAUAUACUUUGCAGGAUCUGAAGGAUAUGGUGAAAACUUUAGAGGUCAAUGCACGAGAGAGAGACAAAUCCACAGUAAGUAAUGUUGUAAAGUGCAUUGUAGAUCUGUUUCAUAAUGGGGACAAACAAAACUUGGCCAAUUUAGUAGCAUUAAAAGAGGUGUUCAAAAGUGCAUCAAAACUGUGUGUAAAAGAAAUGAAUGCUGUGGUUCUUCAGUAUCAGUUACCUAAACAUGUAAAAAUGCUGGAUAAUUGUUCGCAAAUCCUUAUUAAUGAAACCACCUUAACAUCUGAGGACUUUAAAUCCUCCUGGCUGAAUGUGACUGGACAACCACCCGAUGUGGAUAAUGUUCUUGCAGAACCAAUGUCAGACUAUAACCUCACAUGGUGCAAGAAGGUUUCACAGCCAGUGUCUGAAAGUGUUAGGAAUGUUGUAGACAGUCUAGCCCAGACUGGUACAGAGAAUCCUGAAGAUCUGCGUGUGAAUGCUUAUAAAGACAUACCGAAGACCAUAACAGAUAUGGUAAAAGACAACAUGCAAGCAUUCACUGACCCAUCACUUACAAGCAGUUCAGACGAAUGUGUAACAAAUAAUAAUGACGUAUUUGAAAAGGCAGAUGAUUCUGACAAUUCAGAUUCCACCAAUGAUUUGCCGGAAAUCAUACUUCUUUCACCAGAGGAAGCUAGAAAAAUCUUCACUGAAUGUUCUGAACCUGACCAGAAGAGAGAGCGUCAUCAGAUAUGCCAGGAGGAAAGGAAGGACUUCAAAUUCACUUGCCCUCACAUGAAUGACUUAGGCAGUGACAGUGACUUCUUCUGCCUCAGUUGCUGGAAUAAGACACCAAUACUUUACAUUGACCAAGAUGAGACUUUGCUCACCCCAAGGGAGGGGGAACUUAAUACGGAGUACCAGAGACAAAGUCAUAGUCCACAGUCUGGAAAACCAAUCGAAUUCCCAAGUGCACCUGUAUGCCCAGAGAGCAGCAUAAUCAAGUCCGUCAUAUCCACCCAAAAAUCUGAUGGAUCUGAUGUGAUGAGAGAUCCUAAUCCAGGUGGUCAGACACAAAGGUCUAGUCCACCACUUGCUCGAUACCCUAACCCAGGCACCAAGAACAACAGCAUCAUUAAACCAGUUGCAGAGGAUCUCCAAAAAAUGAUGUGUUCAGCUGGUUCAAGGACAGAACACCUAAAAAAGGUAGACUCUCCAUCAGGGACCAAAAUAUUACCAGGAAUGACUUCUCCUUCAAGGAAUUUGCCUUGCAACAAUGUAAAAUCCCCCCAAACUGAUGUAGAUGGUAUCUUAUUCAGCCGUACUCUUGUAAUUAAACAUACUUGCACCUAUAAACAGCCAAGUGACCACAGGUCUACAUCUAGGGAUGAUGCUCAGGGCUGUAAUGAAAGCAAAGAAAGUGGUAACUUUGAUCUGCUUUCUCCCAAAACAAAAGUAGGUACUCUUUCUCAAACACCAAAGGGCAGUGAGACACCUAAAUGCAAUAAUGCAUUACUCCAAAAUCAAAAGAGGUCAAUCAUGAUUGAACAAGGACAUGAUGGACAAUGCAACGAAACAAAGAAACUGAGAUUAGAAAUUUGUGGGUCCAAAAAAAGCACCUUAAGCUGCCAUCAUGAAAAGUCUCCUGUUUACUUCACAGUUUCUUCCUGUCCAAAUAAUGGAAAGAGCUACACAGAUCAGCCAUCAGCUAAGAACAAGGUCUACAGCCAGUGGAAUACCACAUUCAUCCAUCCAUGAAAGAGUUCCUCUUCAUAUAAGAAAAGACAAAGACGGAUCGGCUAAACUAAAAAAUACAAACAUUGAAAAUAGCUUUGGGGGAAAGACUUCUUUGACAGAAACAAUCAACUUAAUGGACCCGAAGGACACAAAGGGCUGAAGAAGAUGACGACAAUGAUGAUGCACAAGAGUACAAAAAGUUAAAGCAUGCUGAUGUGUGUGGAAUUACUGGACAUCAUUUAUCAAUCUUUUGAUAAAAGUGUGUAAAUGUUUUUGUAAACUAAACCAAAAUAUAUUUUUACAUUUAUCUUGGAUUUCAAUAGUUUCUUUUAUACUUUUAUACUUAUAAAUCACUUGUAAAUUAUCCCUAAAAAUGAAUAAUAUAUAAUAUUCAAAAUAAAAAAGCAAGUGCUAGCUAUGGUGUUUGUUUAUGGUGUAUGGCUCUGAGCAGACAGACUGGGCUGAUCUCGGCAUUUCUUUUGCCAUAAGUUCAAGAUUUGCUAUCAGCUCUAAAUGCAGUCAGUGAGAUGGAAACUGUUUUUGCGAUUGUUUUGUGGCAAGAAUUGUCUUAAUGCUAAUCAAAUAGAACUAAGCAGCAGUUUGUGGUAGCAUAUUACUGACAGGAAACCGCCACCUUUAAAGCUGAAGACUUAGUGCAGGAAGUGUGCAAAACUGGGCUGAAAGCAAAAACAAAACACCAAAGCAAUGUGUUGGUGCAUCAGUGUUUGGAGUGAUAUGUUCACCAGAAGUAGGGGAGAUGUUUGGUAAUUUGUUAGUGAGAGUGAGAAUGAACAAAACAAAAAGCCAGAAAAUGUUUAAAAAACAAAACAACUGUUAACAUGUAUACAUGAGAUUUA
Messenger RNA from Hemibagrus wyckioides, 4797 nucleotides. RefSeq lists its product as uncharacterized. The record is from RefSeq and is a predicted model, not a curated record. The transcript is spliced from 2 exons. Bases 413 to 3961 code for a protein of 1182 amino acids. Lineage: Eukaryota; Metazoa; Chordata; Actinopteri; Siluriformes; Bagridae.